This is a messenger RNA of Kogia breviceps (pygmy sperm whale), 4114 nucleotides long. RefSeq names its product leucine rich repeats and immunoglobulin like domains 2 (gene LRIG2). The record is from RefSeq and is a predicted model, not a curated record. Gene Ontology annotation, molecular function: protein binding. Lineage: Eukaryota; Metazoa; Chordata; Mammalia; Artiodactyla; Physeteridae.
GUGGGGUCCCGCCCCCGACGCGACCUCGUCCUGUGGCACCGAUUGGUUGGCUUCUGUGCGUGAAGACGUUGCGUCGUGGGGCGGGGCGGAGGAGCGUUGUCCGUAGGGACUCAGCCCUGUGUCCUCGGCCACCGCCCCCGCUGCUGCCCUGUAUCCGCCCCUUGCCUACCUUUAGAGGGUACAGGCGACAGCAGUUUCUCUAGGUGGUCGAACAGCAGCCAAACGUCUCCAUCGAGCUGCCUUUUCUAGCUGGCGGCUCUUCUGGGCUGGGUCCGGGUCAGGGGGUGGGGAAAAAUGGCGCCGGCGCCCCAGGGCGUCCGGGAGGAGCCGCUGCUGGAGUGUGGGUCCGGACUGAUUUCCCGGCUGCUCUUCCUCGCCCAGGCAGUCCUCCUCCUGCUGCCGGCCGCUCGGGCAGGCCUCUGCCCCGCGCCCUGCUCCUGCCGCAUCCCUCUGUUGGAUUGCAGUCGCAGGAAACUGCCAGCGCCCAGCUGGAGGGCGCUGUCGAGCUCGCUGCCCCUCGACGCCGUCAGCCUGGAUUUGAGUCAUAAUCGGUUGUCUAACUGGAGCAUCAGUUUGGAAUCUCAAACAUUACAAGAAGUGAAAAUGAAUUAUAAUGAGCUAACUGAAAUCCCAUAUUUUGGAGAAACAACCACUAAUAUUACUCUUCUCUCAUUAGUCCAUAAUAUAAUCCCAGAAAUAAAUGCAGAAGCGUUCCAGUUUUACCCUGCACUCGAGAGUUUAGACCUCAGCUCAAAUAUAAUAUCAGAAGUCAAGACAUCUUCAUUUCCUCAAAUGCAGCUUAAAUACCUGAAUUUGAGCAAUAAUAGGAUAACCAUCUUGGAGGCUGGUUGCUUUGAUAAUUUGUCAAGUUCCUUAUUAGUGGUAAAGUUAAACAGGAACAGAAUUAGCAUGAUUCCACCCAAGAUCUUCAAGCUACCUCACCUCCAAUUCUUGGAACUUAAACGAAACAGGAUUAAAGUUGUGGAAGGUCUCACAUUCCAAGGUCUAGACUCCUUAAGAUCUUUGAAAAUGCAGCGGAAUGGAAUUAGCAAACUCAAGGAUGGAGCUUUUUUUGGCUUGGAUAACAUGGAAGAAUUAGAACUGGAGCAUAAUAACCUUACAGAAGUGAACAAGGGGUGGUUGUAUGGCUUGCGAAUGUUACAACAGCUCUAUGUGAGCCAGAAUGCUGUUGAAAGAAUCAGCCCUGAUGCAUGGGAGUUCUGCCAAAGACUGUCUGAACUUGAUUUGUCCUAUAACCAGUUGACCCGCCUGGAUGAGUCUGCCUUUGUGGGUCUGAGCUUACUGGAGAGAUUGAAUUUAGGGGACAACAGAGUCACUCACAUUGCUGAUGGUGUAUUUAGGUUUCUUUCCAAUCUUCAGACACUAAACUUAAGAAACAAUGAAAUUUCAUGGGCCAUAGAAGAUGCUAGUGAAGCCUUUGCUGGACUCACAAGUCUCACUAAAUUAAUCUUACAAGGAAAUCAGAUUAAGUCAAUUACAAAGAAAGCAUUCAUUGGUCUUGAAUCCCUUGAGCAUCUAGAUUUGAACAACAAUGCUAUAAUGUCUAUCCAAGAAAAUGCUUUUUCCCAGACUCGCUUGAAAGAACUAAUUCUGAACACAAGCAGUUUGCUCUGUGACUGCCAUUUGAAGUGGUUGCUUCAGUGGCUGGUUGAUAAUAACUUUCAACGUUCUGUGAAUGUAAGCUGUGCACACCCUGAAUGGCUAGCAGGGCAAAGCAUCCUGAAUGUGGAUCUGAAAGAUUUUGUCUGUGAUGAUUUUCUCAAGCCACAGAUAAGAACCCAUCCUGAAACCACAGUUGCUCUAAGAAGCAUGAAUGUGACUCUGACAUGCACUGCAGUGAGCAGCAGUGAUUCACCCAUGUCUACUGUGUGGCGCAAAGACAGUGAAAUCUUGUAUGAUGCUGAUAUUGAGAAUUUUGUUCGUUAUCAGCAACAAGCUGGAGAAGCUCUGGAAUAUACUAGUGUCUUACAUCUUUUCAAUGUAAAUUUCACAGAUGAAGGAAAAUAUCAGUGUAUUAUUACUAAUCACUUUGGUUCUAACUAUUCUCAUAAAGCCAAACUGACUGUGAAUGAGAUGCCAUCUUUUCUGAAAACUCCAAUGGAUCUAACUAUUCGCACUGGUGCCAUGGCCAGAUUAGAAUGUGCUGCAGAGGGGCACCCUGCACCUCAGAUUUCCUGGCAGAAAGAUGGUGGUACUGACUUUCCUGCGGCUCGAGAGAGACGCAUGCAUGUCAUGCCUGAGGAUGAUGUCUUCUUCAUUGCAAAUGUGAAAAUAGAAGACAUGGGGAUCUAUAGCUGCAUGGCACAGAACAUAGCAGGCGGCCUCUCAGCAAAUGCUUCAUUAAUCGUAUUAGAGACACCCUCAUUUAUUAGACCUCUGGAGGACAAGACAGUAACCCGAGGUGAAACUGCAGUAUUACAGUGCAUAGCUGGAGGGAGUCCUGCCCCUCGCCUCAACUGGACCAAAGAUGAUGGACCACUGCUGGUGACAGAACGGCACUUCUUUGCUGCAGCCAACCAGCUUCUCAUCAUUGUAGAUGCUGGGCUAGAAGAUGCUGGGAAAUAUACCUGCAUUAUGUCCAACACCCUUGGGACAGAACGUGGUCACAUUUACCUAAAUGUGAUUUCAACCCCCAAUUGUGACUCUUCCCAGAGUAGCAUUGGGCAUGAAGACGAUGGGUGGACCACAGUUGGCAUUGUCAUCAUUGUUGUGGUCUGCUGUGUUGUGGGUACCUCUUUGAUCUGGGUCAUUGUUAUUUACCACAUGAGAAGGAAAAGUGAAGACUAUAGUAUCACGAACACAGACGAGCUCAAUCUGCCUGCAGACAUUCCCAGCUACUUGUCUUCCCAAGGAACACUGUCUGAGCCACAGGAAGGCUACAGCAACUCUGAGGCAGGCAGUCAUCAGCAACUUAUGCCUCCUGCCAAUGGAUAUUUACACAAAGGCGCUGAUGGUGGCACUGGCACCCGGGUUAUCUGCUCAGAUUGUUAUGACAAUGCUAACAUCUACUCCCGGACCCGAGAAUACUGUCCAUACACCUAUAUUGCUGAAGAGGAUGUUCUAGAUCAGACACUGUCCAGCCUUAUGGUCCAGAUGCCCAAAGAGACUUAUUUGGCACAUCUUCCGCAAGAUGCCACCACCCUGGAGAGCCUGGUAUCAUCAGCAGAUAGAGAGAUCUCUGCCUUUCCCACCAACCAUGAGAGGAUAAAUGAGAAGAAACUUUCCUCCACACAGAAGAACAGUGAACCCUUGCAGCGGCCUCUGUGGAACAUAAACAAAGAACCAGGUAUGCCUCAUCCUCCUUUAUCGCAGCAGUCAGUCUUUGAGUCACCACAACUCCAUCAAAACGAGGGCCUGGCAGAGAGUGAUCCAGACUGUUCCACUUCCCCCAUGCCCUGUCACAGGUUACAUGACCACACUUUUGAUUUUAGUAGGACUCGGAACAUUCAAGAUGGCAGUGAGGGCACAUGAAACUCUCUCCAGAAGGAAAUCUGGGCAGACUCAAAUUAGUUGAUUUUGUAUUUACUACCUCAGAGUUCGGAAGAAACCCCAAAGUCAGCAUUUGCUUUGCUCUUUGUCUGCAGUUACAUCUGACCACAUCAAGGGGGGCCAGACAUUUGUUUGAGCUUACACUUGGCGAAGAAAGGGUAAUAAUGGCUGACAGAAAUGAGUACAUCUAAUAGAAAAUGUGCAACACAGGCGGAGGAAGAUAGAGGACAGAGUGCUGUCUUAUGGUUCUACUGGGAUGUGCCCAGGUGCGCAUUGCCUGUUAGGGAGAGUCUCAUUUCUGCUUAACACCCUGGAUUGUCUCAACCUACAGAGUGAUCCUGAGUAAACAACGCUGUUCUGUUUUGCCUUCCAAGGAACAAAAAUAACUUUGGAGCCCCCCGGGAAGUGUGCCUGGGAUUCUGCAGUGGUUUUAAUCCUAUAGUUGAGAGUGGGGCUUUGAUAUUCAAGGUCUCCGACAAGAAUCCCAGACUUGACCAACUAUUACUAGGUCGAGGGUUUUGUAUUCUUGUGAAUCUCUCUCUUUCUCUCUCUCUCUCUCUUUUUUUUUUUCGUCCCUAUCGCCCAGGGAUCUCACUGUAUAUAU